AUGAGUCACUUACUGUGGAAAUAUUACUGGGAAAACGAUGUCGACCGAUUUCGGCGUCUGCUGGCCCCAACCAGCUAUAAUGCCCAGGGACUUUCAAAGAGUCCUGCGAUAGGAGGACCCGGGAGCUUCUUGGGAGGAAGUCCCGGUCUUCCGGGUACGUCCCCACGACCAGCAGCCAAGCAACGACGAGCAUCCGGCCAUCCGCAGACACCUGGUAAAACGAAGGAUGGACAUGCGCAUCUCGGACGAACAGAAGUCAACAGUCGCGAUCAUGCCGGUCUUACAGUUCUACUUCGAGCCGCUUCAUCGACCGAUCCGAAUGCUCACGAAUUUGUCCGGGCCGUCGUCGAACACCCUGCUAUCGAUCUCUACGUCCAAGAUCCGGAGAGUGGCUGGAAUGCCCUCCAUCGAUCCUUGUAUGCUGGGAAUGUCUCGAUUGCGCGCCUAUUGCUGGAAAAGGAGCGAGUAGACUUGACCAGUCACAAUCUGAGCGCCGUGAACAAAGUCGGACUUUUGAUCAAGACCAAAGACCACGAGGGCAACAGUCCCUUCGAUGUCUAUAACUCGACAAUCGCCGAAAGGUCACUAAAGAGCAUGGAAGAUGGGCAUAGCUCGGAUAGUGAUGAUGACAGCGUUGAUAGCGGAGGGGAUGGUUUCCACCAUACGGUAAAGGUCUCACAUGGGCUACAAAGCUCCAUCGAUGGCGAUGAACUAUUUGUUUUUGGCAGCAACAAGAAUGUGUCUCUUGGAGUUGGUGAUGAGGAUGAUCGACAGUAUCCUGAUCGCAUCCAUCUUUCCAGGCCAGAUCUUCUUGUGCACCGAUUAUAUCACUCUCACCUGGACGAACAGGAUGCAGAGGCACCCUCCGCACUGAACCUGGACGAGAUUCCAACUUUAGUUCGAAAUCGGCCGCUCGUCAUUCAAGAUGUGUGCAUGUCAAAACUGCACAGCGCUAUUUUGACAACCGACCCAGUCUCAAACCUCUAUAUCUGUGGCGUUGGCCGUGGAGGUCGACUCGGGUUAGGAGAUGAAAACACACAAUUCAAGUUUGUGCCUGUCGAGGGUCCAUUUAUAGACAAGAAGAUCCAUCAAGUUGCGCUUGGGCAAAAUCACACCAUGGCCGUUGUCGAUAACGGUGAGCUUUGGACAUGGGGCUUGAAUUCUGUCUCGCAGCUUGGAUAUGCCCUCCCUCCACCGAUGAAGGCAGAUGAAGAACCCAUGAGCCUCACCCCGCGCCAGGUUUUUGGUUCUCUGAAGAAGGAAAUUGUUUUGGGUAUUGCCGCAUCCGCAAACCAUUCUGUUGCUCAUACAGGAUCUUCGCUUUUUACCUGGGGCCGAAAUGUUGGCCAGCUCGCCCUAAUGGAUGCCGAUUCAAGAUCGCUUGAUAUUCAACAUACCCCUAGGAAAGUGGCUGCAUCCCUUCUGGCCGCCCCAAUUGAGAUGGUGGCCGCGAUUGACAAGGCUACAAUAUGUCUGCUAUCAAACCAUACAGUUUGGGUGUUUAGCCACUAUGGCUACAACCUGGUCAAGUUCCCAUUCCCUGAUGUUUUCGCCAACAACAUCUUCAUGACACGGUACGAACCCGGAAGUCGAAGGGAAAUUGAUUACAUUACUGCAGGUGGUGAGACAAUCGCCGCGGUAACUGCACGUGGAGAUCUUUUCACAUUGCAUUUGAAUGAAAAGGGUGACUCAACGCAGUCUGCUGCGUCCACUACCAAUCCAGUCAAGAUCAAGAAUGCCCUAACACAACCGCAAUGUAUUUGGGACUCUCGUAAGGACGGGGUUGCUUCUGUUGGAGUUGGAGAACAUGGUUCAGUCAUCAUUUGCACAGAGUCAGGGGCUGUAUGGAAUCGAGUCAAGCGCUCCAAAGGCAAACUGACCGGGUUUUCUGGAUCUAGCGACUUGAAGCGAAAAGACGUCAAAUUUCAGCGGGUACCUUACAUCACGAACUGUGUGGCUGUUCGUAGCUCCAUUUUCGGUGCUUUUGCAGCCAUCAGAAAGGACAGCAAAGUGAUGGCGCAAGAGAUCAACAUCAGCGAGAAGACACUUCGUGACGACAUCGGCUCUCUCCUAUGUCUUAACGACUUUGAGGCUCCGCAACAUCAAGUUGAAGCCAAAGGUGCUCGGAAAACUUGGGAGGCAGCUAUUGCUAGAGAAAAACGUGAUCCUGUCAGCUACGAACUUCUUCGCUCAGUCGACAUUAAAGCAGAUUUGCGGCGCUGGUUGGAAAUGAGCUCAUUUCAAUACGAUGGCAUGAAUAUGGCAGUCUGUUCUUCAUCUCUGCCUGAUAUCAAGAUACCAGUUCACAGUUGGGUUCUCGCCGGAAGAAGUUCAGCUUUACGACAUGGAUUGUCCGAACUGCGCACCCGAGGGGCAACGUUCAGCACGGACAGCUUCAAUCUUGAGCUUAUGGGAGACAAGGCCUUGUUGACACUAUUCGAAGUCGAUAUUUACACUGUCCUCAAUGUCGUGGUUCACGCCUAUCAGGACAGGUUCGUUCCAGUAUGGAAGUAUACGCGUGAGGCACCUUCACUUGCCUUUCGUUUCCGACAUGUUAGGACAGAGUUGAUGAAGAUUGCAACUGCUCUCGCUUUAUCAAAGUUGGAGACAGCAGUUCGCUUGCAGACCGGAGGUGUGGAAGAAUCCCUCGACGAUGAUUUCAAGCAAGCAAUCUCCGAUCCUUCAUUCUUCGAUGAUGGCGAUAUCAUCAUUGAGUUGGACGGGGAAGACAUAAUGGCGCACAGCCAAUUAUUGUGUCAACGAUGCCCCUUUUUCGAGGGCAUGUUUCAUGGACGAUCCCAAGGCCAGUGGCUUGCUGGACGCCGUGAUGGCAUGGACUCGACGGAGCUGAUUCGAGUUGACCUCAAUCACAUCGACCCUGAAACCUUCCACUAUGUCAAGUCCUUUAUCUACGCGGACAUUGGACAAGAGCUCUUUGAUAAUGUCUCGGUGUCUAAUCUGGAUGAGCUAUCGGAACUUGUGCUUGACGUAAUGGGGGCCGCAAACGAGUUGAUGCUCGACAGGUUAUCCCAAAUUUGCCAAGGUCUCAUUGGCAAGUUUGUGACGACAAGAAACAUUUCAAACUUGCUUAACGAGAUCAGUCCAUGCUCCAUCACAGAGUUCAAGGACACAGGACUUGAAUACAUCUGCCUGCAAUUAGAGUCGAUGCUUGAAAAUCAUCUUCUUGAUAACUUGGAUGAAGACCUUCUACUUGAACUUGAUGAGGUGGUCCGGGAUAAUCAACUUGCACGUUUCCCCUUUGUACGGAGUGGAAGGGCGGAGCUGCUGCUGCAUGAGAGCUUUCCUGAAUUGGCUGCUGAUAUCGAAGAAGAACGACAUGUCAGGAUAAGAGAGAUGGCAUACAAGACUGCUCAGAGGGAUGACGAGAAGAAGCUAUCAUCAUCAUUCAAGGCGCGUAUUGGUAGUUUGGAUGAAGGUAGCCCCCUGCAGACCCCAGACACGGUUCGGCGCAAGUCAAGAGGUGGGCGUAACGAGCCUUUCAGUCCUAGUUUGCGACCAAAACAGUCCCAGGCAGAUAUGAUAUUCGACAUGGAGGAUGAAGACGGCUCUUUGUCCGCCAAGCCACUGUCGCCGACAAAUGAAGCUGUCAAUCUUCGUUCGCCACCUGAUACAGAUGAUAUGCCGCAACUUCCCAAAGCAUGGCGAGAGUCGAAGGGCAAGGAAAUUGCGAGCUCUGCACAUAGCCCAACUCCUCUUGCUUUCUCUUUUUCCCCGGACUCCCAACCUUCUGAACUAGGUAGCCUGAGGACACCAGGUCGUACAUCAUCCAGACCUGGUGUUCCGUGGUCGUCUUCCAAAUUGGCUACUUCGAAGUUAGACCUGAAGGAUAUUAUGUCUGAGGCAUCGUCUACAUCUGCUCUAACAGCCGGAUUGCAAGCUCAAAAGACUCAAGACGCAGCUGGGAACAAGCCACAGACCAAGAUAUCGCAAAAGGAACGGAAGAGGCAGCUUCUAGCACAGGCAGCAGCUGAAACGGCGGUCAAGGGCGAGUCGACGAACCACGUACCUUGGGAAGCAGCCCCAGAAGGGGGACGACCGGCACCUUGGAAGGCAGCCAGUCCAGGACCCAAGACGUCGUUGAAAGAGGCUAUGUCUGCGGAAUCAAACAUGCCUAAAGGGGUAUCUGCAAACGCAAAACCUCUUGUCGCUUCAGAGACCAAAACAAAGUCAGCAACACGGCGCACAGCGUCGCCCGACACAAGGUUUCCGGGACAGGGUCGAACCAACAGCUCCCCCGCAAUUGUCGCAGGACCAUCGACAGAGCAGCCGAAGAAGCCGUUGGUGCCACACUCAAAGUCCUACUUUACACCGGCAACGAAAGCGGAGCCAACUAUCGGGUUCAGUAUGGCAGAUAUCAUUGGCCAGCAGAAGCGCGAGCAGGAGGCCGUCAAGGAAGCGGUUGCGAAACGGUCACUUCAAGAGAUUCAGCAAGAGCAAGCGUUUCAAGAAUGGUGGGACCAAGAGAGUCGAAGAACACAGGAGGAAGAGGAAGCUCGGCAAAAGCAGAAGAAUGGUCGAGAAAAAGAGACCAAGGGAGCGAAGAAGAGUCGACGAGGACGAGGUGGUAAGGCUAAAGGCACCGGUGAAGCGGUUGCGAACGUCGAGCAGAGCGGUGCAAGUGGAGGCAAAGCCGGAGGUGCCCCCAGCACAAGCACCAACAACCGGGGACCUAGGGGCGGACGAGGUGGAGGUGGAAUUGGAGCUGGCGGUGGUCGAGGAAGAGGAGGUAAGGGACGUGGCAACAAACCCCAGGCUGCAUGA
Molecule: messenger RNA, 4782 nt
Organism: Fusarium sp. VM40
Lineage: Eukaryota; Fungi; Ascomycota; Sordariomycetes; Hypocreales; Nectriaceae
Source: the annotation of a GenBank genome assembly